This is a messenger RNA of Anopheles marshallii, 1287 nucleotides long. Its product is annotated as neuropeptide CCHamide-2 receptor-like. Lineage: Eukaryota; Metazoa; Arthropoda; Insecta; Diptera; Culicidae. The coding region runs from base 1 to 1287 and encodes 428 amino acids. The transcript has 5 exons. Gene Ontology annotation, cellular component: membrane. Gene Ontology annotation, molecular function: G protein-coupled peptide receptor activity. The record is from RefSeq and is a predicted model, not a curated record. Gene Ontology annotation, biological process: G protein-coupled receptor signaling pathway.
AUGUCCGCCAUGCGAUACUAUCGGCAUCUAAACGAAAGCUUUACGAUGGAGGAACCGACACUGCUCGACGGGAUGGAUGGUGUGAAUCGGAUACAGAAGUCAAUUCGACUGCUUUCGGGUGAUGCGAUUGCGGAAAGCUCACCAUGGACCAGUCCCGCCCCGGCCGAUACGCCCCAUUUGAAAGAGAUAGAUCACAACGACGUUGACGAUUACGUGCCGUAUGAGCAGCGGCCGGAAACGUACAUUGUGCCGGUAGUGUUUGCGCUCAUCUUUAUCGUUGGCAUCGUGGGCAACGGGACGCUGGUGGUUAUAUUCUUGCGACACAGGGCGAUGCGUAACAUUCCCAACACCUACAUAUUCUCCUUGGCUUUGGCCGAUCUGUUGGUGAUACUGAUCUGUGUCCCGCUCGCUUCCAUGAUCUACACGCUCGAGUCUUGGCCGUGGGGUAGCGCCCUGUGCCGGGUGUCCGAGUUUGCGGAGGAAAUCUCCAUCGGUGUGUCCGUGUUCACGCUCACCGCACUGUCCGCCGAUCGGUACUGUGCCAUCGUGAAUCCACUCCGAAAGUUGCAGACGCGCCCAUUGACGGUGAUUGUUGCAUUUCUCAUCUGGGUGCUGGCCAUCAUCUGUGCGAUACCGUCCGUGGUGAUGUCGGACGUGGUGGUCGUCCACCUGGACCAGUCGAACAAAACAAUCGAAUACUGCUCACCAUUUGGACCCAGAUUGCAGGAGUUCAACUAUUCCAAGUACAAAACGGUGCUCAACUCAAUCGUUUACUACUUCCUGCCGCUGUCCAUCAUCGGCAUCCUUUACGUACUGAUGGCACACCGGCUGCACACGAGCGCGCGGGAAAUGCCGGGCGAGAAUGCGGGACCGCAGAGCCGCUCGCAGGCCCGUGCCCGCCGCCACGUCGCCCGCAUGGUCAUCACCUUCGUGGUUGUCUUCAUCGUGUGCUUUCUGCCGCAUCACGUGGUCGAGCUGUGGUUCCAUCUGAAUCCGCACGCCGAAGACGAUUACGAUGACUUCUGGCACAUUUUCCGCAUCACCGGCUUCUGUCUCAGUUUCCUCAACUCCUGCAUCAAUCCGGUCGCACUGUACUGCGUGUCGGGCGUCUUCCGGCAACACUUCCACCGGUACCUGUGCUGCCGCCCGAUGACGGUGCAGCGCCGAAUCGGUCUCUCGUCGGCCGGAAAUGCCUGCGAGACGAGUUUCGUGUCAACGAUCCGGCGCUCGCAGCACCACAGCAUCCGGAAGUCACUGUCGGUGCAGAGCGUCCACGGGAAGAGGUGA